AUGAAUAACAAAAAAGCCCAACCCCAAGAACCUUCAAGGGCAUUUUAUAAUCCCUAUGAUCCAACUGAUCAACGACCUGUUGGAGGUUAUCCAAGUGAGUUUGCUGUUCCUGGUCGCCAGUCUCACUUGGGCCCCAUCAACACUCCUGAUCAGUACCAGACUGUUCGUCACAUAAUGAAAAGAUUGAACUACACUCCAAGGCCAAAAUCACAGCUCUACCCUGGACAGUUUAAAAUUUUAAGAAAAAUUAAUCGAAAUGAAAAAUUCAACAAGGGCAUAAAUAUUGCUUCAAAUUUUUUGACAUAUGGAGUGGUUAUAUAUGCUGUAUUUUUCCAAAGAUGGAACGAUGGAUACGAUAAUGUUUUUUCUGAUUUUUAUAGGUUUAGAUUACGUUGUCAGUUAUAUCUAAGAGGAUCUUUAACUAAACAGCAAUAUGAAGAUUUGAUUCCUAAAAAGAAGCCAUUUAAUUUGCAAAAAAUCGAUUCCAAGCCCGUUGAAGAUAUUGAUAAUGAGACUGAGUACCAUUUACAAAGACCUUCAAAGGAUCAGUUGAUCAUUGCCCAAAAAGAGUUGCAAGAAAGAGAAGAGAAAUACUUAAAGGCUCUUGAUAUUGCAGAACAAAUUGUCAGUGAAUCAAAACAAAAUAACAGCUUACCUCUUAAUGGAAAUGAGUCCGAGAUAACAAAAUCCGAUAAUGAUAAAAGAAAAAAAUGGUUUGGAAUAUUUUAG
This is a messenger RNA of Ascoidea rubescens DSM 1968, 729 nucleotides long. RefSeq lists its product as uncharacterized. The record is from RefSeq and is a predicted model, not a curated record. NCBI's taxonomy places the organism in Eukaryota, Fungi, Ascomycota, Saccharomycetes, Ascoideales, Ascoideaceae. The transcript is spliced from 2 exons. The coding region runs from base 1 to 729 and encodes 242 amino acids.